UCGUGCGUGUUGAUAUUCAACAUCGAUAGCCUCUUUUGCGCUUUCGAUCUUACACUCUUUUUUUCUUCACCACACCACCGCUUCACUCUUUUAGCGGGCAUUCGUUAAUCAACGCACGAAUUACCAUUCUGCGAAACACCUAAUCACCACCGACAAAAAAUCACACAAGGAGCAAAGCAAAGAACAUCAAUAUGAAGGGAACACUUGUUGCGGCCACCGCGGCCAUCCUCGCCGGCGGCGCGAGCGCGCACAGAAAUCACCACCGUCACCUCCACCAGCCCUUGUUCGAGAAGAGGGUUCACAACGAGAGCGAGAUCUGUGUCCCCGGCUGCACCACCAUCUGGACCACCAUCACUGGUCCUGCCGGCCUCUACACUCCUCCCGCCACGGCCGCGCCUGCCACCUCCUCGGCCAUCACCACCAGCGAGGCCCUGCCCACUCUCUCCUCCUCGAUGGGCUUCGCCAACACCUCCUCGAUUGCGGUCCCUAGCACCACCGAGGUUGUUGUGGUCCCGACCACCACCUCCAUGGGCCCCGUCACCGUCCCUACUCCGAUCCAGCAGACCUGCGCUACUCCGGGCACCUACACCUUCCCGGCCACCACCGUGGUCCUGACCGAGACCAAGACCGUCUGCGGUGCCUCUUCCACCGUUGUUCCUAGCGGCACCCACACUCUUGGUGGUGUCACCACCGUCGUCGAGACUGCCACCACCGUCGUCUGCCCCUACGCCACCACCAAGACUGCCGAGAAUGGUGUUGUUACCAGCGUCGUUGAGAUGACCACCUACGUCUGCCCCAGCGCUGGCACCUACACCAUUGCUCCCAUCACCACCACUGUCACCGACAGCACGCCCGUCACUGUUGUGGUCCCUGUUGUCGAGACCUACUGCCCCGGCAUCUACUCUGCUCCCGCCGUCGUCACCACUGUCACCGAGACCAACGUUGUUGUCUACUGCCCCUUCACCUCCGUUGGGGAUUCUCCCGUUGCCUCCUCGACCCAGGCUCCCGAGCCCACCACCUCCGUGGCUGCUCCCGUUGUCUCCGUCGCUCCUCCCGUUGUCUCCGUCGCUCCUCCCGUUGUCUCCGUCGCUCCUCCCGUCGUCUCCGUCGCUCCCCCUGUCGUCUCCGUCGCUCCCCAGGAGCCCUCGAGCACUUCUUCCGCUCUCCCUGUCGUCUCUGUCGUCUCUUCGGUUUCCCAGGAGCCCUCGAGCACUGUCGCUUCUUCUUCUGCCGCCCCCGCGCCCACCGCGCCCACCGGCAACCUCGGCGGCAAGGGUGACAAGUGGGCCAUGACCUACACUCCCUUCACCCAGGACGGCCAGUGCAAGAGCGCUGCCGACGUCAUGACCGACGUCAAGUCCAUCGCCUCGGCUGGCUUCACCACCCUCCGUGUCUACUCUACUGACUGCGACACUCUCCCCAGCGUCGGUGCCGCUGCUGAGGCCACUGGUCUCCGCCUCAUUCUCGGCAUCUUCAUUGGCACUGUCGGCUGCGACAACGGCUCCCCCGAUGUCGCUGACCAGAUCGCCGCCAUCAAGUCCUGGGGCCGCUUCGACAUGGUUGACCUUGUUGUCGUCGGUAACGAGGCUCUCUUCAAUGGCUUCUGCACCGUUGGCCAGCUCAAGGACCUCAUCUACCACGUCAAGUCUGAGCUCGGCAGCGCCGGUUACUCUGGUCCUUACACCACCACCGAUGUCGUCUCUGCUUGGCAGUCCAUGGACGUGACCGACAUCUGCAACGCCAUCGAUGUCGUUGCCUGCAACGCUCACGCCUACUUCAACGCCAACACUGCCCCCGAGCAGGCCGGUACUUUCGUCGCUGGCCAGCUCGACAUUGUUGAGAAGAUCUGCAACAAGCCCGGUUUCGUCAUGGAGACUGGCUGGCCCACCGCCGGUGAGUGCAUUGGCAAGGCGUGCCCUGGUUUCGAGCAGCAGGCGACCGCUCUUGCCGCCAUCAAGCAGGAGAUGGGCAAGAAGGUCGUCUUCUUCUCCUUCAGCGAUGACCACUGGAAGCAGCCUGGUUCUUGCAACUGCGAGCAGCACUGGGGCUGCGGUCAGGUUUUCGGUGUCCUCUAAAGCGUGAACAAGAUAUCAGGAUUGUAUAAAUGAAGCUGUUGGAUACGGUUGGAUAUAGAGGAUGUUCUUUCCCAUUCUCCCAUUCUUCUCUUUCAGGAUUUGUGUCUUGAUUUUGGAGUAAUAGGAGGGCGGGGAAGAGG
Neurospora tetraspora is the source of this 2215-nucleotide messenger RNA. RefSeq names its product glycoside hydrolase. Gene Ontology annotation, biological process: cell wall organization. The coding region runs from base 192 to 2075 and encodes 627 amino acids. The record is from RefSeq and is a predicted model, not a curated record. Gene Ontology annotation, cellular component: extracellular region; fungal-type cell wall; cell surface. Gene Ontology annotation, molecular function: glucan endo-1,3-beta-D-glucosidase activity. The transcript has 2 exons. NCBI's taxonomy places the organism in Eukaryota, Fungi, Ascomycota, Sordariomycetes, Sordariales, Sordariaceae.